AUGACCUGGGUGGCGGCGGCUCCGGGAAUCCUCGAAGGUUUGGUAAGUUUAUUGCUGACGGUGGCGUUGGCCAUCAGCGUCCGGGCUGAUGAAUGGUCGUGGGGUUCGGACGCCUCACAGGAGCGGCAGGCGACCCCCGCCGACCCCGUGACCACAACGGACGUCCAGGUGGAAGCGGAGUCACGUGAUCUAUCGGGGGAGGCGGCCGAGGGCGUCCACGAAGGACGACAAGGCCGCUUCUUGGGCCUCGGGAAGAAGCUGUGCGUCCUCGGCAUCGGUCCUGGCUGCGACAAGAAGACUUACCCUCCGGCGGUGGAGUCUCACUACGGGCGUCCCUCCGUCCCCCAAGUCACGUCCAGCUACGCCACCCUCAACCAUCAGGCCGCCCAUGCCCAGUCCACCGUCACUAACGGCAUCUCCGCCCCAAUCAAGGGCUCAUACCCUGCCCCUAAGCCUUUCUUCGCUCCCCCGAAGCCCCUGAACCCAUCUUACUCACCUCCCAAGCCCUUCUAUGGUGCCCCAACCCCUGACUAUGCUGCUCCCAAACCAGCCUACGUGGCCCCAGUACCAUCGUAUGCUGCCCCCAAACCAGCCUACGUGGCCCCAGUACCAUCCUACGCUGCUCCCAAGCCAGCAUAUGUUGACCCUGUGCCCACUUACGCUGCUCCCAAACCAACAUAUGUUGACCCAGUUCCAACCUAUGCCGCCCCUAAGCCGGCAUAUGCUACCCCUGUGCACACCUAUGGUAUUCCUGUGCCAACAUAUGCCGCCCCUAAGCCAAAUCCGACUUAUGCUAUCCCUGUGCCAACCUACUCUGCCCCUGUGCCCACCUAUGCUGCCCCAAAGCCAACAUAUAUUGCCCUUGUGCCCACUUAUGCAGCCCCUAAGCCAGCAUACACCUCUCACAACCACGCUCACCUCACGCCCACAUCGGUGGUGCAGCACAUCCACGCCCACACCCAUCUCCAUCAGCUGCCCUCCUCUCCCGCCCACGGUGCCUCUCCCUCCCUCGCGCCCCUCCCGCCCCACUCUGCCAUCCCCACAACCGCCGCUCAUGCGUCCCAAGGCGCCCUC
This is a messenger RNA of Penaeus chinensis, 1074 nucleotides long. Its product is annotated as extensin-like. The annotation marks the transcript as partial. NCBI's taxonomy places the organism in Eukaryota, Metazoa, Arthropoda, Malacostraca, Decapoda, Penaeidae. The record is from RefSeq and is a predicted model, not a curated record. The transcript is spliced from 3 exons.